Messenger RNA from Tinamus guttatus (white-throated tinamou), 1475 nucleotides. RefSeq names its product solute carrier family 29 member 1 (Augustine blood group) (gene SLC29A1). Gene Ontology annotation, molecular function: nucleoside transmembrane transporter activity. Gene Ontology annotation, cellular component: plasma membrane. Lineage: Eukaryota; Metazoa; Chordata; Aves; Tinamiformes; Tinamidae. The record is from RefSeq and is a predicted model, not a curated record. Gene Ontology annotation, biological process: uridine transmembrane transport.
UUCCAGACGGAGAGCAACCACGAGACUUGCUGGGACCGUUGCUGAACCACGCUGCACAAGAUGACAGCAAGAGACGGGCCCCAAGAUAGGUACAAAGGUGUGUGGCUGAUCUUCUUCAUCCUCGGGCUGGGAACAUUGCUGCCAUGGAAUUUCUUCAUGACUGCCAGGAAGUAUUUCAUCGACCGCCUGGCAGACCCAAAGAAUGAGAACUGCUUCUCGAAUGAGACUGCUAGGACCACCUUACCCUGCUCCUACCUGCAGUCCAUGUUUGACAACUUCAUGACUCUCUGUGCCAUGGUGCCACUCCUCAUCUUCACCUGCCUCAACUCUUUCAUCCACCAGCGGAUUUCCCAGCAGAUCCGCAUCUUGGGCAGCUUGGUGGCCAUUGGGCUGGUGUUCCUAAUCACCACAAUCAUGGUGAAAGUCACCAUGGAGCCUCUUCCCUUCUUUGUCUUCACCAUGAUCAGCAUUGUCUUCAUCAACUCCUUUGGUGCCAUCCUCCAGAGCAGCCUCUUCGGACUGGCAGGGCUCCUGCCUGCCAGCUACACGGCUCCCAUCAUGAGCGGGCAGGGCAUGGCAGGAACCUUUGCUGCUUUGGCGAUGAUCUUCAGUAUUGCCAUUGGUGCUCAGCAGCCAGAGAGCUACAUUGGUUACUUCACCACAGCGUGCGCGGUGGUCGUGCUGGCAAUCUCCUCCUACAUCAUCUUGCCUCGCUUGGAUUUCUUCCGCUACUACUCCAUGAAGGAUAAGACAGAGUACAGUGUGUACCACGCAGAGCUGGAGACCAAGAGAGACCUGAUUAAGAAAGAUGAGCCCAAUGGGAUGGAGCAGAAUAACUCAAAGAUCAUCCCUAUCCACAACCCUGAUGAAAAGCCUUCAGUCUUCUCCAUUUUUAAGAAGCUCUGGGUCAUGGCCCUGUCCGUCUGCUUUGUCUUCACUGUCACCAUCGGAGUCUUUCCUGCCAUCACAGCUAAGGUGUCAACCGAACUUGGGGAGGGAAACAAAUGGGAACAUUACUUCAUCCCAGUCUCCUGUUUCCUGGUGUUUAAUGUCUUUGACUGGACAGGACGGAGUCUCACAGCCCUGUUCACAUGGCCUGGGAAGGACAGCUACCUCCUGCCAGUGAUGGUGGCCCUACGUGUCAUCUUUGUACCCCUUUUCAUGCUGUGCAACGUGAAAUCCCGCAAAUACCUGCCCAUUAUCUUCUCUCACGAUGCCUGGUACAUCGUCUUCAUGAUCUUCUUCUCCAUCUCCAACGGAUACCUGGCCAGCCUUUGUAUGUGCUUCGGGCCCAAGAAAGUGCUCGCUCACGAAGCAGAAACAGCUGGAGCAGUCAUGGCCUUUUUCCUCACACUGGGCUUGGCGCUAGGAGCUGCCAUCUCCUUCCUACUUGGAAUUCUCAUCUAGCAGAGGCAUCCAGAGGCCGCACGGACACAGAGAGACAGCUCCACAUCCUCCUCCGAGGCCCUGGGCAC